Molecule: messenger RNA, 1134 nt
Organism: Tetrahymena thermophila SB210
Lineage: Eukaryota; Ciliophora; Oligohymenophorea; Hymenostomatida; Tetrahymenidae
Product: PCI-domain protein
Exons: 7
Cellular component (GO): COP9 signalosome; cytosol
Source: RefSeq, a predicted model, not a curated record
AUGGUUCAAUUAAGUGAUAUUUUGAGUUGCCCCGAUAACACUGACGCUUUAGCAAAUUAAAUUAUUUCAGGAUAAGAAUACGAUGUCCUCUAGAAGGCAAUUUAAAAUUUAAGCAUUGAUGAUCAAAAGCUCGUUUUUACUUAAAAGUUCUUAAAGAGCUUGAUAUCUAUGUACUCUAAAAUAGACAUUAAAAAUAUGCAGACCAUCGGUGAAUUUAUAGUUAAAACUCUCAAGGACAAAAUGUUUUUCGAAUACGAAGUAUAUCAAACUCGUGUUGAAUUGAGUAAAGUUUAUGAGGGUAUGAACCAACCCUAUCUUGCAGGUCAAAUAUUGGCUUAGGUUAAUUAUGACUCUCCUAAAUUACAAUUAAGUGUUAAAGAAAAGGUUGAUAAAUACCUUUCAAUUAUUACCUUCUUCUUUGAAAUGGAAGAAUAAACUGCUGCUGAAACUUGGAUCAGCAAAGCAGGUAACAUCAACUAUGAUUUAAUCGAUGAUAAAUAUUACAAAUUCAGAUACGAGAAUUUAUUCGCUGUCAACUUGGAUUUCCAAAGAAAGUUUUUACCUGCAGCUCAAAAGUAUUACUAUUUAUCAAACUACCCUGACAUUGACUUUGAAGAAGCUAAUUUGCUCUUAAAUGCUGCUUCUCAAUGUGCUAUUUUGGGUAAUGCAGGUCCACUUAGAACUCGUAUCCUUGCCACCCUUUAUAAAGACGAAAGAAUUCAGUCUAUUCCUAACUUCGAAAUGCUUGAGUUGACUUACAUGCAAAGAAUAGUUAGCAAGGAGUAAAAGGAUAAAUUUGCUGGAUCUUUGAAAAAGCAUCAAUUAUAAAUUUUAAGAGAAAACUUCACAGUCUUAGAUGAAGCUAUCUUACAACAUAACAUCACAGCUGUAUCUUAGGUUUAUGAAUCUAUCACAAUGAAGUCAUUAUCUCGUUUGGUCUACAUCGGAAGAGAUAUCGUGGAAGUAUGCAUCCAAACUAUGAUUGAAGAAAAAAGAAUUAAUGCCAAGAUUGACUAGUUAAUUGAUACAGUAAGUUUCUAAAGAGAUGAAGAUAUCCCUGUAGAUUUUAAUGACAGAAUUAGCUAAUUCUGUGGUAGACUUAAUGAAUUCUAUGAAAAAAUUACUGCCAAGUGA